CUGACCUAACGAAAAUAUAUAGAAAAACUGAGAUAUCUAAGAUGUAUGCUGGGGGAAAGUUGAUUUUCGGAGGCAGUGCUCUGAAUGGCUAUGGCUUCAGCAAGACCAACCUCCUGAAGCAGAUUGCCAAAACCCAGAGUGACUAUGCCAAGGGCAACGUCCUACCUCACGAUUACAAACUGGGAUCCCAAGGCUGGGAGGCCAAGUGUCCCCCUCAAACUGAGCCAGCAGGACGCAGUAAAGGGGACAGGCAAAUGGAAGAUAGACCCCUCAGAUCCCGAUCUUCCUGCUCCCACUACAAGGAGAACCGGUUCCCUGAUAAGCUUCAAUCCAGGUCUCUAGGGGGCACGGCCCUGGACUUUGUGGUGUCCAGCAUGUCAGACAGGGUGUGCAUCCUGGCCAUGCAGAGCAAGAGGCUGAGCAUAGCCAGACCUGCCACCACAGCCUGAUGCAGUGCCACUGACACCAGAGGGAUGAUAUUUGUUACUCCUCCCUCCUUUGUCAUCUUCUCCUGACUCAGGACAUUUUUCAUCAGGAUGG
This is a messenger RNA of Oncorhynchus kisutch (coho salmon), 540 nucleotides long. RefSeq lists its product as uncharacterized. Lineage: Eukaryota; Metazoa; Chordata; Actinopteri; Salmoniformes; Salmonidae. Bases 42 to 449 code for a protein of 135 amino acids. The record is from RefSeq and is a predicted model, not a curated record. The transcript has 4 exons.